GGCCUGAUUAUCCUGAUAUUGAUUUCAACCCGCCACCAAUGGAACAACAUAUGCCUCAGGCCUACUACUAUACGCAGGAUGGGCAAUACUUAAUCACGCAGCAGGAUUGGGUCUCGCCAUCAGCGACAGGGUACAGAGGCGAGCUCCAGCAGGCGCAACAGUCGAAGUUUACAACGGAAUAUUUACCGCUCGUCACGGUUGAGCAGCAAUUUGACGAUCAGAAGAAAUGCAGCAAGACUGAAACUGCACAGGCUCUCAAACCGUUCAUAAGGACCAAAGUAAGCUAUGAAACGAUCAUCGCCGACAUCCUGUGUAUUGGAAUACCAUGUACGCUUCUUGUAUUCGUAAUCCUACUAAGCUCCAAAUCCGGGAAAGAAGCCACACUGAGCGACAUUGCAAAAUGGUAUAGUGCAGCGUCAAUGUUGUCUACUCUGUUUCCCAUCUUAUUUGCGGCUAUCACAGGCCGUUUCAUGACACAGUUUGCCCGGUGGAAACUGGAAGAAGGAGCGUCCAUCGGAAGCCUUGAACAGCUGCUGGGAAGUCGAACCGUUGGUGGUGCAGUCCUCACGCAGUACCACUUGAGAGCAUUCAAUUUUCUUGGCUUCGGUAUCCUCAUCCUCUGGGCCAUCUCUCCAGUAGGAUCGCAGGCCAUUCUUCGACUAGUUGAACCGAAAAUUGCAACAUUUGCGACGGCCUGGAAAGUGGCGUAUUUUGAUCAUCUCCAUAAUGCCAUGGAAGCCUCACGGUCAAGGCGAGGAGGGCAUAUAGAGGCUAUGGACAACGGAACGAUCAGCUUGAUAAACACUCUCUAUGGUGCUAUGGUGCUGGCACCCUCUAGCACGAAGAAUAGUGGUAUGGACCUAUGGGGUAAUGUCAAAAUUCCCAGACUCUCCCCCGACAAUUCCGACGAGUGGCAAGAUAUCACUGCAGAAUCACCAGUUGUCUAUUCUUCACUCCUGGGUAUUCCUAUCUCGAAUACAUCAACUGGAAAUACGACGUUCAAUGUUGAGUCGAGCUAUAUUGACCUUGAAUGCGAUAGGAUGGGAAUUUGGGCGAAGAACCUAAGCGGAUUGGAGCCCAUGCCUCUUCCUAGUAACACAAGUCGGGGCUAUCUCAAUUUUACCUACCUGGACUCCAUAUAUGCUCCCCAUAAGAAAAGAAUUCCUCAGAUAUCAAAUGGGUCUUUUCAAGGCUACGAUGUUAAUCGGGGUGCUGGUGAUCGCCAAACAUCCUGGAGCAUAGGCCUUGAUCGCUUCAUUAGCCCAAACUGGACCAAAUGGGAUAACAGCGCGGACACUCCAGUUCAUUUCGAAAACCAAACUGACAUUGAUGUCGGCCCAACGAGGCUGAUGUUCCAGGCAUAUGUGAGAACGACCAUUCGACAAACUGUCGAACAUAUUGGCAGCUAUUGUAGCGUGAAGCAGCGAUACGUGGAAUCGAAAAUCAUUUGUCAAAAAGCCGAGCCGUCUGCCAGACGAAACUGCACUGCGAUAUCGCAGCGACGGUCUCAGAAAUAUAGGCUCGAUGAAAACUUGAGCAUCCUGAAUUGGCCAUACUCCUUUCUCUUUCUCAGUGUUCACUGGCCCUUAUCGACGGGGCCGAAGUUGAAUUUCGCAGUUGAAACGAUGAGCAGCCAGGACGCGGUGUUGCAGUAUUUAUUCGACCCGUCCAUGGAGAACUUGAGCAAGACUUUCACGGCUGACACCGCACAGCUUGCACUACCAAACAUAUCUGCGACAGAUUUCGGGAUUCGCCUCAGCCAAGCUCUGAAUACGUACGUACAGCUUCGCCCAAUGCGAUUCAUGGCACUUAACGUCCAGAAUAUCGAUGGCGGCUUCGAAGCAAGCGAUGCCGCCACGGCUACCAGCAAUGGCGAGCUCGUUGUAGAAAAAAUAGUCUUUGGCAUAUCACGAGUUUGGUCUGCAUUCUCAAUGAUAGCCUCUAUAAUUUUGUUGGCUGGAGGUAUAGCUAGUUCUGUAUUCGCACACCUCGCUGUUGGACCAGAGAUUCUUGGCUAUACGACUUCCUUGAUGCGGAAAACCACCCUGGAACUGCCCAAAGAAAAGGAAGGCUUGGAGGGCACAGAUUUAGGAUUCGAACUACGGAAGACUCGUGUACGGUACGGCUUUUCGACCUUGGAAGGGGCUGUUGCGGUGGUGGGAGAUCAGGAAAGCGUUACUAAGAUCAAGGAUGUACUUAGG
Clonostachys byssicola is the source of this 2201-nucleotide messenger RNA. The record is from the annotation of a GenBank genome assembly. NCBI's taxonomy places the organism in Eukaryota, Fungi, Ascomycota, Sordariomycetes, Hypocreales, Bionectriaceae.